This is a messenger RNA of Closterium sp. Yama58-4, 1074 nucleotides long. NCBI's taxonomy places the organism in Eukaryota, Viridiplantae, Streptophyta, Zygnematophyceae, Desmidiales, Closteriaceae. The record is from the annotation of a GenBank genome assembly.
AUGAAUGCGGGGAGCCCGUCGUCCAACCUCCUUCCCCGGACCUCUCAUUUCCCCUCCCUGUUCCCUCAUUUCCCCCCCUCCCUCUCUCUUUUCCCCCACUACUCCUACCCCUUGUUUCCCCCUCUGCUUACCCUCGUUCCCCCCUCUCUUUUCCCUUAUUUCCCCCUCUCCUCUCCCUCGUUCCCCCCUCUCCAUCCCAUCAUUUCCCCCUCUGCUUCCCCUUGUUCCCCCUCUCCAUCCCCUUCUCUCACCUGUCCAUCCCUUGCCUCCCCUUCGCAUCCGUCUAAAGCUGUGAGCGAAAUCAGACACAACUUUCCCUCACAUCCCCUCUCCCUCCCCCGGUUUGUUACCCAUCCCUCCCCCUGUUUGUUACCCAUCCCUCUCCUCCACCCAUCCAUCUCCCUCUCCUUCCCCUCGUUCCCCCCUCUCCUUCCCCUCGUUCCCCCUCGCCUUCCCCUCGUUCCCCCCUCUCCUUCCCCUCGUUCCCCCCUCUCCUUCCCCUCGUUCCCCCUCUCCUUCCCCUCGUUCCCCCCUCUCCUUCCCCUCGUUCCCCCCUCUCCUUCUCCUCGUUCCCCCCUCUCCUUCCCCUCGUCCACCCCCUCUCCUUCACCUCAUUUCCCCCUUUGCUUCCCCUCGUUCCCCCCUCUCAUCCUUGUUCACCCCACAACUUCCCCUCAUUUCCUCUCAUCACCUCCCCUGCUCCCUCUCACUACCUCCCCUGCUCCCUCUCACUACCUCCCCAGCUUCCAAUCUUUUCUCCCUCUGCUUCCCCUCGUUUCUCCCUCUCUUUCCCUUCAUUUCCGUCCCUGCUUCUUCUUUGCCUGCUUUCUCUUCGAUUGCGUCUUGCCCACAGUUCCCCCCUUACCCUCCUUCCUCUGUUAUUUUCUAUGCUACCUGGGGCCCCGAACCUAUGGGAGGGAAGGCAGGGAUGUGAGGAGGGAAGGCAGGGAUGUGAGGAGGGAAGGCAGGGAUGUGAGGAGGGAAGGCAGGGAUGUGAGGAGGGAAGGCAGGGAUGUGAGGAGGGAAGGCAGGGAUGUGAGGAGGGAAGGCAGGGAUGUGGAGGAGCGCGGAUAA